AUGAUUAUUCCACUUAUGCGCCCAAUAACGUUCGUAAUGGGCAUCUGCCUGAUCACCACAGGGACGUGCAUCACUUCGAUUGGCAAGCAGGAAUGGUACAGCUGCAGGGACUACGUCCAGCUGAGCUCUGCCAUUCUGACCGGGCCGGCAUUGCUGCUGUUCGGAGUGAACCUGGUGCUGUGCAGUGUGUUCGGAAUGCACGACUGGGUGAAGCUGAGCAAUUCGGCGCUGCUGAUCGGUGUAGCAAUGUUCUCGGCGGUUAUUAACUCAAUAAUCGGCAUUCGCUGCGAGUCCAAUGAGAAGUACUGGACAGGCAGUCUAAAUGAGAAAUGUAAUAUGGUCUCUAAUAUGAUCGGACCUAGCUGCCGCCUGUCCAAGCAAGAACUGCUCCUCAGGUCUACAGACCCGAGUUUCAUUCAGAUGCGUGACCGUGCGGUCGAGAACAAGAACCUGUACUUCUGCGGCAGCUUUCUUUCGCUGAUGCUGUGCGUGUGGAUGUGGUAUUGCGCGACGGCUGCUGCGAGGGAGGAGGCGUUACAAAGAACCAUAGAGAGAGAAAACGUCGUUUUCGUCAUAGCUCAAAAUCCACGUGUCAAGAAUGGAGCUCGAGCAAACCAAGUUAGCCGUGCAGCAGGCGCAGUUGAGAACAAUUUUUAA
Soboliphyme baturini is the source of this 657-nucleotide messenger RNA. Lineage: Eukaryota; Metazoa; Nematoda; Enoplea; Dioctophymatida; Soboliphymatidae. The record is from the annotation of a GenBank genome assembly.